AUGGAGACUGAUGCUUCUACUUCUAUCGUUUGGAACUCAUUACGAAGAGUGGAACCACGUGUGGAUUGGGCUGAAGCAGUUUGGUUCUCUCAUUGUAUUCCGCGUCAUGCGUUCAUGAUGUGGCUUAUAAUGCGAAACAAACUAUUGACGCAGGAUAGAAUAUUGUUAUGGAGCCCGACUCGCCGGAAGAAUAUGGAUGUCAUGUGUUGUAGCCUUUGCAUUGCGGAUUUUGAUUCACAUACUCAUCUUUUUUUCAAGUGUUCCUAUUCUAAUCAGGUUUGGUGUCAUAUGCGUGGCUGGGCCAAUAUGCAUGGUGUUCAACCUGAUUGGAAUUCUAUUAUGCAAUGGCUUAUAGCACGGGCUAAAUCUAGAUCGAUUGGUAAUGUCAUUGGAAGGUUAGUUGUUGUUGCGUCUGCUUAUUAUAUAUGGCAGGAACGUAACAAUAGAAUCUUUAAAAACCAUGCUCGUCCACCGGAUAUUUUGGCUAAAUUGAUACAAGAUACUGUUAGAUCAAGAUUAUGGAAGCUGAGGUUUAAGAAGACAGCUCGAGUUGUGCGCACAUUAGAGGUGUGA
Messenger RNA from Erigeron canadensis, 573 nucleotides. RefSeq lists its product as uncharacterized. The coding region runs from base 1 to 573 and encodes 190 amino acids. The transcript has a single exon. The record is from RefSeq and is a predicted model, not a curated record. NCBI's taxonomy places the organism in Eukaryota, Viridiplantae, Streptophyta, Magnoliopsida, Asterales, Asteraceae.